GCCGAUUGGCCUCUGCUUUUCCUUGCCUGUGGCAACUGACAGCACCUCCCAGCCUUGCAGGCCGGCUGCCGGUUCCCUCAGCCAGUCGGUGGGUCUGGGCACUGCAGCAGGCUUGGGCAGCCGUCCCAGCACUAGUCUGGGAGAAAGUGGUAUACUCACCCAGAGAGAAUCUCUCUUUCAAUCUUCUUGCUUUCUCGAGCUCUCUGUGCUCUUGUAUUUUAUUUUAUUUUAUUUUACUUUAUUUUAUUUUAUUUUUCUCUCUCUCUUUUGUUUUACCUAACUAUAUUCCUAAUCCUGGAUGAAGUUGCUGGAUUCUGCAGCACAAGUCUUCAUGAACAAGCAGCACCGCUCAGAGAUUUCACGGCAUUCAAAGGUCACAGAACUGCCACUAUGGUUAAAUGUCUUGUUUAAUGGUUGAGGUUUAACUGCUGAACAAAGGACAAUUUCUAGAGACGCUGGACCUGGAAUAUUUGAAGUAAUAGGUAUACGAGAAAGUAGGAGGUGUGGCGAAAUUUUGUUUGAAAACCCUGAUCAGAAUGUCAAAUGUGUUUGCAUGCUAGGAGAUGUACGACUAAGGGGUCAGACGGGGGUCCCUGCUGAACGCCGAGGCUCCUACCCAUUCAUUGACUUCCACCUACUUAACAAUACAGCACACUCAGGGGAAAUUGGCACCAAGAAAAAGGUGAAAAGACUGUUAAGCUUUCAAAGAUACUUCCAUGCAUCAAGGCUGCUUCGUGGAAUUAUCCCACAAGCCCCGCUGCACCUGCUGGAUGAAGACUACCUUGGACAAGCAAGGCAUAUGCUCUCCAAAGUGGGAACGUGGGAUUUUGACAUUUUCUUAUUUGAUCGCUUGACGAAUGGAAAUAGCCUGGUAACUCUGCUGUGCCACCUCUUCAAUACCCAUGGACUCAUUCACCAUUUCAAGUUAGAUAUGGUGACCUUACACAGGUUUUUAGUCAUGGUCCAAGAAGAUUACCACAACCAAAACCCCUAUCAUAAUGCUGUCCAUGCAGCUGAUGUCACCCAGGCCAUGCACUGCUACCUGAAGGAACCAAAGCUUGCCAGCUUCCUCACACCUCUGGACAUCAUGCUUGGAUUGCUGGCUGCAGCAGCACAUGAUGUUGACCACCCAGGGGUGAACCAACCAUUCUUGAUCAAAACUAACCAUCACCUUGCCAACCUUUAUCAGAAUAUGUCUGUGCUUGAGAAUCACCACUGGAGAUCUACAAUUGGCAUGCUUCGAGAAUCAAGGCUUCUUGCUCACUUGCCAAAGGAAAUGACACAGAAUAUUGAACAACAGCUGGGCUCCUUGAUCUUGGCAACAGACAUUAGCAGGCAGAAUGAAUUUUUGACCAGACUGAAAGCCCACCUCCACAAUAAGGAUUUAAGAUUGGAGGAUGUACAUGACAGGCACUUCAUGCUCCAGAUUGCCUUGAAGUGUGCUGACAUUUGCAAUCCCUGUAGAAUCUGGGAGAUGAGCAAGCAGUGGAGUGAAAGGGUCUGUGAAGAAUUCUACAGGCAAGGUUACCUUGAACAGAAAUUUGAACUGGAAAUCAGUCCUCUUUGUAAUCAGCAGAAAGAUUCAAUUCCUAGUAUACAAAUUGGUUUCAUGACUUACAUCGUGGAGCCUCUCUUCCAGGAAUGGGCCCGUUUCACAGGAAACAGUGCCCUGUCUGAGAAUAUGCUAAGCCAUCUCGCACACAACAAAGCCCAGUGGAAGAGCCUGUUGUCCAAGCAGCACAGAAACAGUUCCAACAGUGGCAGUGGUGGUGGCAGUGGUGACCCAGAACACACAGGCCAAGGGACUGAGAACCAGGAGCAGACUGUGACAGAAGGUGGCACCCCAUAGUGCCAGUGAGGAUUUACCCCUGCUCUGCAAUCUGAGAGAAUGAGAACCGCCUUCAGCAGACGCCUGAAAGGGGAAAAGCUCUGAGGGGGCUCCUGUCAAGAAACCCAGGGUUUGUCCUGAAGAUUUUUGGAAUGCUAUCUUCCUCCUACCUAUCUGCCUCCCCUCUUUUUUCCAAGUGUACAGAAGCCAUUCAUCACCUCAGCAUUAGCUACCGAAAUGAGCAUCUCCAUUCAGUAAUGUGAGAGCCUCUUUCAGGGGCUUGAAGGCUUACCCCUUCAAGGAGAAGACUGAAGAGUAUGAAAGAGGUGCUCUGCCAUGUCCCCCAGGGUCCUGAGUCACACUGUGACAGGCAGCAGUUCCUAAGUCCAGAACAUGUUAGCGUUCACAAUCUGACCACUGAUCUGCAUGACAAAAAAAGAAAAGAAAAGAAAAGAAAACCACCAGCAUAUUUGGAACUCUAAGGAUAUUGGUCUUAAGUGCAAAAGCACAAUGGAGAGCAUAAGAGAAAGUACCUUCUAUUUUAAUAAUAAUUAUUAUUAUACAAAAUAAUAAAUCUUUUUAACUUUUAUAUUUUAUGCACUAGACAUUGGAUCGAAAACUUUGGACUAGGAUUACUCAAUGCACCCAAUCUUGAGCAGUGGGUUGGUUCACUAUUUUGUUACUGACUUAAUGCCACUUUGGGUCAGAGAAUUGGCAUCUUCUCAACCUAAGAAAUCAUGUUUCUUAUGUGACCCAAGGGGAAGGUGCUGUACAGUUCAUUCCUCUGCACCAUUAUCCAAUCUGUCUUUUAUCAAUAACUCAGAUUCAAUGACAUGUUUAUAUUUACACACAUGUUUUCUGUAAAUACUAAGCGCUACUGAUUCCCAUGCCAAAAUACAUGAGUAUUAUGGGAUUGCUACCUGUAUAAACAAUGGCACUGUGAACAGAUUACUGUUAGAUUUAAUACAAGAGAAUGCAUUUGUAAAUAAGGUAUAGAGUUUAUUAAUAUACUGUUGUUUCAGAUAAAGGCCUUAACUUUGAACAACUUUAAUCUUCUGAAAGCUACCCAAUUUAAAUCCUGACAGAUGUCCUCUGAACUGCCUGCCCAUGUCCAUUUUAUCUUAUGCUUUCCAGCUAAGGUCACAAAUCAAAACUGAAUAAAGUCUUUGAGGAAAUACUUUGGAAACUUCACAUGCAUUCCACUUGCGACCAUAGUGUUUGAUCUAUGGCACCAAGCAUCAUUUCCUCAGAUUAAUGAGACCCUUCAGCAAGCCUGAAGUCAUUUUUCAACACAGCAAUGUUGCACACCCUGUUUUAGCAAGCCAGCUGAUAAGCUUGUGUUUAUGUGACUCUUGUCAUGGACACAUAGUGAUAUGUCAGCCUCAUAGGAGACUGUAGCAGGCAUUGCAAACCUUCUAUGACCCUGCCAUCUAACUGUCAGGGAAUUAAUUCCCUGCUUCCCUUCAACACUUUUGUCUGUUAUGGCUAGACUACCAAAGCACCUUUGGUUUAUGGUUGGCAUGUGAACAGUCUUUGCCGUUAAUAGCAGCUGAAUUUUUCUUUUUCUUUUUCUUUUUUUUUUACUUCUUUUCACGUGGCUAACUCCCCAACUGUUUAACUACAGUUAACACUAUUUAAGUAAAGAAAAUGUUUCAGUUUUCUGGUAUCCUUACUUUCUUGAUAGGUUAUUAUGGUUAAUUAUGGUUCUUGCUAGCAAAGUCACUUUGAAAUGUGGUUGCCUUUUUGUUCUUUUUUUUUCCUUUUGUCUUUUUUUUCCCCUGCAGACCACUAGGCAGUAAUAUCAUUUGUUAUAGCAUUCCUCUUUAAUUGAGUAAAGUCUGUGUAUUGACAUUUUCUUUAGAAGUUCUAGUAUAACUAAUGUUAGUUAAAAUUUGGCAAGACUCUUUUUUCAUUAAACAUGGCAGUGGAGAUAACUUGAUAAUUACUGCCACUACCCAGCUAUUUCACAAGCUGACAAAGUAACAACUAAUUCCCAUUUACUAAGUGAAACUGGUUUGUUCCCUCCUAACAGUGAAAAUGAAAUGUUAGUAGUUUGGUUAGACUGUAACAAAUUCCUGAAGAAAGAUGGUGGUUUGCAGAAUUAAGGCUUAAGGAAAUUUUGGGGAAGUUGGUUAUAUUUUCAUUGAUGAGAGAUAGUCAGAUGGUGCUAAAGAAAGUGUGAAAAUCUCAUGAAGUGGGUAGAUGAUGAGUUGAAGUUAUUGAUAUGUGCAAGAAGGGAAGAUAAGACAAUUUUACACUUUUUUCUGUGAUGACUAUGAAUUAACACGUUUCUGUACUGUUUUAAUAAUCUGAACCUCUCUGAUUGAUAAGGCCUCAAAAGAGAAUAUGUUGAAUGUAAUCCUGCUUUCAAACUUCUCUUGCUUUUGUUUGUUGAGGCAGAGAGUUUUUGAGUAGUAUAUUUUAAUAUGCAUUAAAUCAAAUAAAGUAAAACAAUUAUUAGGGGUAAUGUCAUAGACAUGAGAAAGAAGACACUGUUUUAGAUAAUGAAGUCUCUAACCUGAGUUUAGGAAAUAGACUUUGUCUAUAUAAAUUAUAUUUAAAUUGUAACUUGAAUAAAUUGAAUUGGAGCAUUUUUAGUUGUUCCAAGCUUAUAUAACAAAAUUUUUUUUUACAAUAAGUCUUGAACAAGAGCUCAUAGAGAAAACCAGCAGUUAUGAAAAAACUGAAGUAAAAUCAUGCAUGAGAUAGAUAUUUGUCUCCUUUCAGCCAUCAGAAGUUUUCCUAAGUUUCGUGUUCCCUGGGGAUGGAUAUAUAUAUCUAGCUUCCUAGUGGCAUCAUGACAGUAUGUGAACAGAAGUCCUCCAGUUGUUGUUAAGAUCACCCAUGAACUACAGCUUUACAUUCUUAUCUCUUAGUCCAUGGGCACUCGAUGGUUGAUUUUCCAAUUUCAAUUCUGACAUUGCUGAAGAAGAGGAAUCAAAUAGCUACUUUUAGUAGUGAGGAGUAAAGUUAUGACCAAAUUAAGAGAGAAAUAAUAAUUAUAAUUAGCAAAACUUGCUUUUCCUAAUAACAUCAUCUGUGAAUAGUCAGAACCACCUUCAUGAAACCUUGGCCUACCCAUAACUCCCUGCCAGGCUAAGUAAAAAUCCUACUGUUUGCUUAUGGCUUUUUCAAAGAAACUUGGAAUAUAUCCUGCAACACUGUUUUCAGAUCAAGCUUCCUAGGAAAUACUUAUUUUGUAAUCUCUCAUAUUGAAUAAGAUCUUCUCACUGGUUUGAAUUUGCUUAUGAGCUUGUAUCUCACUGUUUCUUAUGCUAUCUUCUUUUAAACAAGCCCUUUAAAUUGUGUUGUUUUGUGUAUAUAUGUGAAGUUCGGGGGGGGGAACACCUUGUGAAUUGUGGUCAGAAUAAUUCCUAAAUAUCCAUUGGCAUGUCUCAAUGAACAAUUAAAAAUAAAGAUAAUUUCUUAAAAAUA
Molecule: messenger RNA, 5263 nt
Organism: Erinaceus europaeus (western European hedgehog)
Lineage: Eukaryota; Metazoa; Chordata; Mammalia; Eulipotyphla; Erinaceidae
Gene: PDE7B
Product: phosphodiesterase 7B
Exons: 14
Coding region: 554-1849 (431 amino acids)
Molecular function (GO): 3',5'-cyclic-AMP phosphodiesterase activity
Source: RefSeq, a predicted model, not a curated record